CCGGAGAUUGCCGAGGCGGGAAGGCGAGUGUCCGGAGAUUGCCGAGGCGAGUGUCCGGAGUUGCCGAGGCGAGUGUCUGGAGAUUGCCGAGGCGUGUCUCCGGAGCUUGCCGAGGCGUGUCUCCGGAGAUUGCCGAGGCGUGUCUCCGGAGUUUGCCGAGGCGAGUGUCCGGAGAUUGCCGAGGCGGCGAAUUUCCAUCAACCUGUUAAAGUGAUGAUGAAACAUGUGAAAUUCCUUUUGGCAAUGCAGCUACUGUCAAUUGCAGUAUUCGAAGUGAAGGCCACAAAAGACAUUGAAGACUAUUAUGAGAAGAUGAAAAGGUCUGCAGAUGGAACUCCUACUGGUGAAUAUCAUGAGAAGGCAAAGAGAGAUCUCAGUGAUGAGAAAGAGGAAUAUGAAGACGAUGACGAUGAUGAUGAAGAUACUGAUAAUUAUUAUGGUGAACCAAAUAAUAAAGUUAAACGACAGGUGCAAAGAACAAGAAAAGCAGUGGACGAAGAAAGAGAGAAAAGAGAAUAUGAAUAUUAUUCUCGUGGGAAAUUUGCCAGGGAUAUUGAUGACUAUGUGCGUUAGUUAGAAUUAGAAUUUCAAUUCUUUGUCAAAUGUUCAAAAUUUAAAUUUGUCAAGAGCACCUAUCUAAAAGUUGCAAGAGUAAAUAAAGACUUCUACAUGUCUCCAUUUGCUUUUGUUUAUAAUACAGUUUACAUUAAAAAUGUUAAGCUUCA
Molecule: messenger RNA, 725 nt
Organism: Amblyraja radiata (thorny skate)
Lineage: Eukaryota; Metazoa; Chordata; Chondrichthyes; Rajiformes; Rajidae
Product: rRNA-processing protein EFG1-like
Exons: 3
Coding region: 214-573 (119 amino acids)
Source: RefSeq, a predicted model, not a curated record